AUGUCAACAACGCGGCCCCUUCUUGGUAAAAAUCAAGUCACCGAGCUCGCGUACGUCGAGCAACCGACCAGUAGGGCCACCACUUCGGUCGCGAGGCAGCAUCAAGACACCGUCACAGAUGAGUUCACUGUCCUGGAGAAUAAGGAAUCCGAGCUGAAAUGUGCCCGACCGAGAGUGGAGCACGUUUUCAAAGUGACGUUUACCAUUAUCGGGCUAUUGGACUACACGGGACAAGCGCACGGUAGCACGGCUCCGCGUCAGAUAUGGCUACAGCUCAGAGGAAACGCUGACGACGUUUCUAAAGCAAAGGAAUAUGUAAGAGGGCUGUGUGACCCAGAGCUGCAAAAAGAAGAGCACUAUCCGGUGGAUAUGCACUGUAUCUUCGCUGGAGCCAGAGGCCUCUUCCUGGACAGACUCAUACGGGACACAAGUGCUGAGGUCAUGGUUCCUGAGCCAGGACGUCUGCGCUUGUUGGGCCGUGCUGAGCCUGUUGUGAUGGCACAGAGCAGAGUUCAGCAGUUUGUGGCACUUUUCCAGGAAAAGCGGAGUCUAAUGAGUGACAAAGAGCAAGCGGUGAAACGAGAGUUCAAGUCAUUUGUGGAAGAAAGGGACGAUAAGUAUACAAUGGAGCUUCUUCUACUGCCCAGUGCACUGAAAGAAGAAUUACUGGGACUGGCUCACAGUCCUACCAGCUCACUCACACCCUCACUGGCUGUCUUGAAUCAGAACCUACAUUCCAGCACGGCAGACUUGGAGCAAGACCGCUCACAGAGUAGCACCCCUGUGACUGAGCUCUCUAUUCGCAUCCUGGACACCAGCUUUGAGGACAAGGGGACACGCAGGCUGCCUUUUGGUGAAGGUGCAGGAAAAGCAGGAGGAGGCACUUGUUCGGGAGUUGAGGCCCUUCUGAUCAAUGGAAUCAGGCCCUCACACAAGCGGCGCUCUUCCGAGAGCGAAACUCGGGACACAAAGAGACAAUACUCUCUAGAGAGACGGGACGAGUCCCCGGAAAGGUCGCGGGAUAGGGAGCGCCACAGGGUCAGAGAAUGCAUCGGGGCCAGUAGUGGUUAUCGAACCAAAAACGCAUCUACUUCAUCCACAAUCUCCUCAUACACAGCUAAAGCUAACACUGUUGCUGGUCCAACGAGGUUGGACCCUUGUGAGGGUUUUGCUGACGAAAGCGAGGCUGUCAGCCCAGAAACAAAUUUGCGUUGUUUGGUUAAUUUCUUCAGAACCAUGGGCUACCAGCAGGAGGUAGUGGAACGUGUCAUCAAGGAUACAGGACAAACAGAAGACACUUUUCUCAUUCUUGAAAAAAUUGUGGCAGAAACAAACCGUUGUGCUGCAGAAACAAGAGGAUUAGAAGAAACCAAAUUGAACAAUGCGUGCUCCUCCGAUCUUCCGUCGAACUCCUCGGUGAACUCCUCGCUUGCCAUCGAAAGGGAGCAUGAGCCUGGGCCAUCGAAAGAGAGAAUUAAGUCUAAUAAUUCCACCAGUACUAAUGGACUUGGUCACCGGAGGCAGUGCAGUGGCAGUGAAUCCACCACUCAACAGGCCAUUACCAUCAAAAGAAGCUCCAGUGCACAAGGAGGAGCAGGGAACUACGAGGUCAUUACCAUUGAAGAUGACGAUGACGAGGGUUAUGCUGGCGGGACAAACGGCAAAACUGCCAAUACUCGAGCAUCAAGAGUGACGAUGGCACAUGCCGACACCCAGACGGGAUCCAGAACAGACUAUUUGGCACGAGGGGGUGGGAGCGUUUCACAAAGGGAUGAUCACCUGUCAAGAGGCGGAACUCAGACUUUGGGCGGAUCGGUGAAAGUUGAGAAUGUGACCGCUCUACGCAGUGCACCCCAGUGGCUGACUGCCAGCACCACUUCUGUGGCUUCCACCCCCAAUUUGGUUCCUCUCACAAGCAGGCCCUCUGCCUACCAGACCUUGGGGCAUAUGGGCUUUCACGGCAGCGGAGCCAGGAAUACUCACUCAAGUAACCCACCGGCACCCCCUGUGACGGGUCUGGCUCGUUUUCACCAAUCUUUGAAGACUCCGUAUAAGCUGAAGUUACCUAACGAGCCGGGACGACCAGACCUGCGCCACAUAAUCAUAGAUGGCAGCAAUGUGGCUAUGGCUCACGGCUUACAUCGGUUCUUUUCCUGUCGAGGCAUUGCACUCGCAGUGGAGACAUUUUGGAAGCUGGGCCACAGAGAGAUCACAGUAUUUGUUCCGCAGUGGCGUCAGAAGAGAGACCCCUUCACAACAGAGCAACAUUUUUUAAAUCAACUUGAAGACCUUCGUUUGCUGUCUUUCACGCCGUCCAGAGAAGUCUGUGGGCAAAGGAUAGCCUCACAUGAUGACAGAUUCCUGCUCCACUUAGCUGAAAAAACUGAUGGCAUCAUUGUGACAAACGACAACCUGAGAGACUUUGUCAACACUUCAGACAUGUGGCGCAGGAUCAUUCAAGAGAGGUUACUGCAGUUUACCUUUGUUGAAGACCACUUCAUGAUCCCUGAUGACCCUUUGGGGAAAAAGGGACCUCACCUGGACUUGUUCCUUCGAAAAAUCAACAGGCAUCUUCCCAUCACUCCUCCCCCUCGCAGACCUCCGGACCUGCAUCCGUCCAUUCACCAGCAAAAUCCAGUCUACGUGCAGGCUCUUCACUCAGCUCCUUGGACCCCAGACGUCGCACCCCAGCCUCCCCAUUCCCACCCAGGCCGCCACCGUGCCGCCUCUCCUUCUCGGUCGCCCCCUCCACAGCGUUCGCCAGGGGAGACAUCCGAGCUGAAGAGGCAGCUGUGCUUGAUUUUCCCUGAGCAGAACCAACAGAUUGACCGCAUCCUCAAAGAUAACCCUUACAUGAGAGACUUGAAUGCCCUGUCAGGACUGCUGCUGGGAUAA
Molecule: messenger RNA, 2895 nt
Organism: Nerophis lumbriciformis (worm pipefish)
Lineage: Eukaryota; Metazoa; Chordata; Actinopteri; Syngnathiformes; Syngnathidae
Source: RefSeq, a predicted model, not a curated record